AUUUUCUUUCUCUACAUGGUUAAUUGGUUUGAAAAGGCCAAAAAGAUUUUGGAAAAUAAAGGCAGUGAAUCUGAUGACAAAUUUACUACUCUCUUUGAAGAUUUCUUUGAUGUCCUAAUGAUAGUACAUGAUACCAGCAGUGAAGGUAAAAUCCAAACACUUGAAAAUUUCAUACUGCGAACAGGUUCUCUUGCUGCUGAUAAGAGAAUUAGUAUUUAUAUUCAGCAGGAAGCAGUAAGAAAACUGAAUGCCAUGCUUAUUGCUAUGCCUCGAGAUAUUAGAAAAAAGACAAUUUCUACAAAGGAAAUGCUACAAGUCAUGAAUGAUAUGGGAAAAAGAAUUUUGGAUGCUGGGGACUAUGAUCUCCAAGUUGCCAUUACUGAAGCACUAUGCAGAAUGACAUCAGAAAAACAAAGAGGAGAACUGGCAAUCCAGUGGUUUCCGAUGGAUUUUGUUAGCAAUGCAUUUAAACAAAUUAAAGAUUCUGAGUUUGAAACAGACUGCAGGAAGUUCCUUAACCAAGUGAAUGGUAUGCUUGGAGACAAAAGAAGGGUAUUUACUUAUCCUUGUUUAUCAGCUGCCCUUGAUAAACAUGAGCUACAGAUGCCAGCAGAUGAAAACCUUGAAGAAUGUUGGAUUGAUUUUAAUGUUGGUAGUAGAAGCAUAUCCUUCUAUGUUGCUGCCGAUGACGAAGGUCAUCAGUGGGAAACUGUGUGCAUACCAGAAGAAGAAGUUGGGACCUGUGUAAUUGAAGAAAAAGAAAAAGAAAAGUUGUUAACGGUACAUCUGAACAACCCAAUGUCUGUUGGUGCCCAGGAAGGUGAGAAAAUAAUCUUGCAUUUCGAUUCUGCUUUGGAAAUUGUGGAUGCGAUAAGAAAAGUUUAUGAUGCAACCAAAUGUCAGGGGUUUACAAGGAAGAAUACUGUGUCAGUUGCAAAAACAACAGUGCAUGUAGUUUUUGAUGAAAGUGGAUCACAGGUUCUUAUACCAGAAAGUCAGGUAUCGCCUUUGAAAGAAAAAGAAAGUAAAUCACUGGAAGAAAAAAAUAGCUAUUCCUCUCAACACCAAUAUCCUCAGUCAGAGAAAACUCUAACGAAGAAGACAAUUGAGAUGGACUUCCAAACAGGCCAAUCCAAGACCACCCCUGGUAAAAGGAAAAUGUCUGAGGCAUCAAUGAUUGUGCCAUGUGCUUCCAGGCUGUCUGUGCGGAAUCCAUUUCCCUUAAUUAAUACUUCAACUCCACGAAAAGGGAAGAUUAAAACCCCUCUUCAAUUGAUGAGCUUAGUGGAAAGAAAUGAAAUUUUCUCAGUACCUGAGACAAGAGCAAAGAAUACUGGCCGAGAAGACAGUUAUGCACCUCUGCUUUCUGCAACCAAGGCUCUUAAAAGGAAUAAUUCUGUUGAGAAGCAAAUUCCAGUUGAGAAAAUGAAAAAUAUGAUUCACAGUGAGGAAGAUGUAGAUAUUAAUGGAAAGCAAAAAUUAGAUGAAUUAAGUGAAAUUGUUCCUGAUUCCCAACCACCAGUAUGCAAAAGUGACAAACUAUUAUUACCUGGCCUUUCCAACAGUUCUCUUGCUGAAAUUAAAACUCAGAAAAAAACAAAAUGCUGGAUACCUGAAACAAUAAUAACUCAAUGUCAGAAGAAGGUUACUGCAUCAGAAAGUAUAGUAUGGUACUUUAUAACUUUGUUUAAUUUAAAACUUUGUUCUUGUUUUCUGUUAGCUCCUAAUCUAAGUGACAGAACUGCUAAGCAAAAAGCGUUUUCUUCAAUAUUUGGAAUGACUUCUUCAGAGCUAAGAAAUAAACAACGUUGCAGUGGAGAAGUCAUAGAGGAGCAACACAGUGAAACCAAUAAAAUACCAACAGAAAAUGCCAAGAUAAACAGUGCAGAUUCACAAACCAGUUUUAAGCAUUUGGAUGAGAAAAUACCAAAAAGUAAAAGCAGAAAGUGUGUUUCCAAUACAUCUGAAAUAUCGCUUCCUGCCACCAGAAAGAAUAAUAGUUCUCUAAUAAAUUCAAGGCACUCAAAAUCAAUCCCUGAAAUGAAUGAUAAUGAUAUUAGAUUGAAUGUAUCUUCUCCUGAAAAAGGGACUGCUAAUAAGAAAACUGAUCAAAUAAAUUAUGAAAAGAAAGCAAAAUCAAAAGACAUGAUUGAAGCAGCAGAAAUGUUAAUAAGUAAAAUCAGCAAAAGAUAUAAAGAAAGGGAUGGUAUAAAAAAUACAGGAAAAUUGUGCCAGAUGUUUUCUGAUAAGAGCACAUCCUUAAUUAAAAUUGAUAGCGAUAAUAAGAAAAAAAAACAGAACGGAAGGACUAGAAAUUUGAAAACUACAGUACUUAAUGCUAGUGAACAGCAGGUGAAUGAUGUCUAUAACUUUAACCUAAGUGGAUUUGAUGAACCUACAAUAAAGCUUGGAGUCCAAGAAUUUCAUCUUACUAGUUUAGAAGCUAAUAGUGAGCUCCCAAAGAAAAUGACUCAUGAAAAUGAAAGAAAAAGUAUAAUCCAAAAGAAACAAGAAAAGAAGGGCAGAACAAAUAGAAACAACAAGCACCUUUUUAGUGACACAGACACAGAAUAUAGAGGUGAUGAUACAAAGACAGAUAUUAGUUGGUUAAGGGAAUCAAAUAGAAAGCCUAAACCUCAACUUGUAAACUACAGCAGAGCCAGAAAACCGAGGAAGUCCAAAACUCUGGAACCAGAUAAAUUCUCUAUAUCACCACGGAUGAGAGAAAUAUCUCCACCAAAAAAAAGCAGAAGUGAUAAGAAUGAUAAUGAUGAUGAGAAAAGAACACUACCGACCAGAUCAAAACGACUCAGAAAAGCAGCACUAGUCAAAAAAUGCUACAAAGAACUCUCAAGUUCAGAGACAGAGAGUGAAGAGGAAAUUUCUGAAUGUUUGAUUAAGAAGAACACUUCAAAUGAACAUCCAGAACAUAACAUUACAGCAAAAUCUAGAGCUGUUAAUCAGUCCAAGAUACAACAGCAUAUGACUGCUAGUGAGACAGUCAGAGGAAAACUGAUGAAUCAGCCAAAAGGAUCUGCUAAAGCAAAAGAUGGCAUGACAAAAAAACAAAUGGAAUUACCAUCAUCUCCUUUAUCUGGGAGUCCACCUUCCUUGGAGAUAAUGAGAUGUUGUGAGAAGCAUACAGAAGAAUCUUCCGAAGAGCACAUACCACUGAGAAGGUCAUCCUUAUCAUCCUAUACUGAAGAAAUAACACCUGAAGAGGAGAAAUCCUUAGAGAAUAUUAAACAAAAUUCUGCUUUAAUAAAAAUUAACACAGAGAGCGAACAAUUAAAGGAACUUUCUGAAAAGGGAAGAAAACUGGUGUUCGAAACUGAAGAUCUCUCACCUGUGUUAAGUCCACUUUCUUUGUCCAACUUUAGCCCCUUCACUAGGAAAAAAACAUUCAUCAAUUAUCAAAAUGCAGAAAUUGCUAAGAACAAAAUCUGUGAUGCUGAUGAAGCAGUGAGCAUUAAAAAGGGACUUUUAAAUAGAUCAUUUCAUACAGAAAUGGAAGAUAUAUCUGAAAAUAUCAUCAAAAAUAGAAGAGAGGCUUCUUUACCUCCAUCUCAGUUAACCACACCUAGCAGAAGCAGAGAAGAAUUACAGCAUGAAGAAUGUUUUGCUGGCAUACAUGAAUCUGGACCUACAACGUAUCCUAAUUUCAAACGACUGUAUCAGGAAGAUACAGAAAAUUAUUCUGAUGAAGAAGAAAUCAGGAGGGAGGAAAGGAAAACAAAGCUUCUCCCUAGAAAGUUAUUUAAAGCAGAUGAUAGCACUUAUAAAGUAUCUGAAAGCUUACCUACUUUAUCUAUCAAUGAGACAUCUCUUUUUGAUCCGGAAGGCUGGGAUACUGACUGUUCAAGCGUAGAGGUGAUUUGUCAGAAGCUUCAUAAGGAAUUUGCCAGGAAAAUGCAGAGCCGAUCAAAGAGAACUGACAGUUUUGCAAGACAGUCACUGAAAACAGCUCACCAGCAUAUGAACACAAUGGGUAGAGAAUUACAUAAACAGAGGACCAGACAGCUGGAAAAUCUUCAUUCCUGCCUCAUCAAAGAGCUUGAAAGUUUUGAAAGAGAUUCACACGUUUUGAGAAAUAUGGAAAAAGAUUUUUCAAACUUUUCGAAGAAGCAUUCUGAAACAUUUAGCACUUACAACAAGAGUCAACAACAGAGACUUCAGAAUCUUAGAACUUCAUUUGAGAAGAACAUUUACCAUACUGCUGAUCAAGACGAAAAUAUUUUUCUAUCUGAGGUACAUCUAUUGAAAGAAGAUAUUAAGGGGAUCCAAGAGAAAUUUCUUAAGGAAAUGCAUGAAGAAGAAUUGCUCAAUGUUCGCAAAGGGUUGCAAUCACUCUUUAUGGCAGAAGAUAGGAAAUUCUAAAAUAAUUUAUAAUGUAAAUGUAGGGAAAUGAAAGACUGUAUAUAUUUAUACUGCAUUGUAACGUGACCGACCAGUAAAUUUACCACUGGGACAUUAUUGGACAUAAUUAUAAAGAGCAAACAAUUUUCAUGAAAAUUAUUCAAUUGUUGCUGUAAUUCAGUUCAAGAGAAGGAUUUUGUUAUUUUUUUUUAAAUGCCAUUAUAAAAGCAACUUCAUUAAAUUGGGGAUAUUCCGAAUAUACAGUGGCCAGCUAAUUACAACUUUCAUAAAACUCAGUCAUAACUAACUUUAGAUGACCUGGAUCUAGUUUAUUAAAGGCACACUAAAAUCCAAGUCUGAGUGUUUUGAGAAAUUCAGUUUCCUGACCAGUAUAGGCUUCCAGGACAGAAAUGAUGUAUGUUUUUCAACUUACAAAGUGAACUAAGUAU
Candoia aspera is the source of this 4805-nucleotide messenger RNA. RefSeq names its product synaptonemal complex protein 2 (gene SYCP2). The transcript has 40 exons. Gene Ontology annotation, biological process: mitotic G1 phase; male meiotic nuclear division; female meiotic nuclear division. Gene Ontology annotation, cellular component: lateral element; condensed chromosome, centromeric region. Lineage: Eukaryota; Metazoa; Chordata; Lepidosauria; Squamata; Candoiidae. The record is from RefSeq and is a predicted model, not a curated record. Bases 16 to 4377 code for a protein of 1453 amino acids.